Momordica charantia (bitter melon) is the source of this 1283-nucleotide messenger RNA. Its product is annotated as homeobox-leucine zipper protein HAT9. The record is from RefSeq and is a predicted model, not a curated record. Gene Ontology annotation, molecular function: sequence-specific DNA binding; DNA-binding transcription factor activity, RNA polymerase II-specific. Gene Ontology annotation, biological process: regulation of DNA-templated transcription. Lineage: Eukaryota; Viridiplantae; Streptophyta; Magnoliopsida; Cucurbitales; Cucurbitaceae.
AAUCCCAUUCCCCAUCAAGAAACUUCCCCCCUCCUUCUCCUAAAUUUUCGGCCCCUCCUCCCUUUUCCAAAUUAAUAUAUAUUCCCAUUUCUCCCCACAAAAUUUACUGGGUUUUCUAUUCUUCAACCAUACAAUAAAAAUAUGGACGGCGAUUGUAGUACCGGCACCGGCCUUCUUCUUGGCCUUGGCCGGAGUGAGCGUAAUCCUCUGCGGUCGCUCGUACCCGAAGUGGACGUGAAGAAGAAAUUGGUGUUGAAGUUCGAUGACAUUUUGCCUUGUUUGACGCUUGGGUUGUCGGGCCCCACCCCGGCUGGAUUCUCGGUGGCGGAGAUCAUCGUCGGGAAGACUACGGCCGCCGAGGAGUUGCUACAGCAGGGCUCUUCGGCAAGUCCGGUGUCGUCGUUUUCCAACUCCUCCGGGUCUAAGAGGGACAGAUCAGACGGAUGGAUCGGCGGCGGCGAAGAGAGGGAGGCGGAGGCGGCGGAGAUUUAUUUGGAGAGGGUGUCUUCGAAAGUUGGUGAUCAGGAAGAUGAAGAUGGAAGUCCGAGGAAGAAACUGAGACUCACUAAAGAACAAUCCGCCAUUUUAGAAGAUAGCUUCAAAGAACACUCAAGUCUUACUCCGAAACAAAAGCUGGAUUUGGCUAGGCAAUUAAGCCUAAGGCCACGACAAGUGGAAGUAUGGUUCCAAAACAGACGAGCCAGAACCAAGCUGAAGCAAACGGAAAUGGACUGCGAACUACUGAAAAAAUGCUGCGAAAAGCUCAAAGAAGAGAACACGAGGCUUCAGAAAGAGCUUCAAGAGCUUAAAUCGUUAAAGUUAACGGCUCCGCCAUUUUGUAUGCAGCUACAAGCGGCCACCCUCACCGUCUGCCCCUCCUGCGAGAGAUCCAUUUGCGGCGGCGGAGGCGGCGGCGAUGCGUCUCCGACCACCGCCUUCUCCAUUGGGUCGAAGCCUACUUUUCUCAAAUUCCCCUUUAACCACCCAUCCGCGGCUUGUUAGGCAACCUAAUUAAUUUUUAAUUAAUUACUAAAAUGGCCAGAAGACUGCUAUUUUUGCUUAGGGCUUCUGUGUCAAUAUCGUAUAUACGAGUCACGAGACUCACGACUAAUAUAUUUAUAUAUGUUACGUUAUAUAUGUACAAAUAUUUUGGUUAUUUUCAACACAUGGAAAUUAGGCUUUGUAGAAACUAGAAACUGAUUUGUUUCUCUUUUCUUUUCUACAACACACAUGUACUUGAAGUUUCCAUUAAUUUUACCUGAGGCUCAUCUUAAUGUUUUUAA